AUGACAACAAAGCACCUACCACAGAAUACCUACAAAGAAGUCGCUUCAAGACCAAAGAGUAGAAAUAUUAAUGGAAAUUCAUCAUCGAAACAAGAUAAUCUUAAAACUACCGCCGCAGGCCCUAAUCUGGUAAACGUUCUGGGUUCAAACUGUUAUUCUCCAUUAGAAGUUGAGACGGCAGACGAGUCAGAGCAAGAAAUCAUAAGUGCCGACGAGGCAAGACCAACAAGCCAUGGCCGAAAGCACGACUCAAAGACACAAAAGUCUAAGAAAACAACUAGCGAUCCCCUCAACAAAGUCGACUGCAAUUCCAGCAAUGUAUCAACAAUCCACGACCUUGAUUCCGGUACAAUCCUUGGAAGAUUCAAUGUUAAAGCGGCUAGACGUAAACAGAGCACGACGCUCUAUAGACAGCAAUAA
This is a messenger RNA of Paramuricea clavata, 420 nucleotides long. Lineage: Eukaryota; Metazoa; Cnidaria; Anthozoa; Malacalcyonacea; Plexauridae. The record is from the annotation of a GenBank genome assembly.